AUGUCAUGGCGCGACGGGCCUUCGGCGGCCUCUGCGCCAUGGAGGCUUCGGAAGAGGAGGACGCAGCCUUUGGCCAGCCAGGACUGGCAGGCUGCGUUCAGCGAGAGGGUGGUGGCGGCGGCGGUGACCGCGGCAGUCACCGCAGUCACGCCCGGGCAGGCGCGCCCAGUGCAGGCGGCGCCCGCACCCAAGCCGACGGCGGCUCCCCCGCGGCCCACCCAGGCGCCGCAGCCGCUGCUGGCCAUCGAGGACGAAGCGGCGGUGGAGGCGUCGACCAGCAAGGCGGCCCCGCUCUCGCCGCCGCCAGGCCACUUCGGCCUCCGCAGGUGGCAGAGGGCGAAGGCCCCGCCGCCCGCCGUGGAGGCCGGGCCGCCGUCGCCCGCGCAGCCUGCGCCGCGGGGCCCGACGCCGCCCCCGCGGCGGCGCAGCCGCUCCAGGCGCAGGCGCCUGGCCGCUCCGGAGGGGCCCCGCGCGCGCCUGACGGAGGCGGCGCCCGAGGAGUGGCUGGGGGCGAACUCAUCGGGCUCGGUCAGGGAGUCGCAGGCCCUCGCCGACGCCCUCGGAGCCGCCGCUGGAGGUCAGCUGAAGGUCGAGGGCCUUGUGGCGGACGAGUACCAGGUGGAGUUCCACCCCUCCGCCGAGGGCUUUCCGGAAGCCUGCAAGAACUUCAAGGACGGUUUUUACGAGAAGAUGCUCGGUGGCCCGUCGUGCUACGCCAUGGAUAUGGACGACGGCAUCGAGGACUCGAGCGAGUUCGUGGCGGACGAGCUGCACGACUGGCUCGAGGACAUGGACCCGCCUCCUGUAUUUGGAUGUGUACGUGACGCGCAUGAUGAUGCAGAUGGGCUGGGUCCUGAUGGGGAUGCGGAUGCCUUUCGGAAGUUCCAGGAGGUGCUGCCCGAGGUGCCGCGGUUCCCCAUGCUCGGCGGUGAGCUCCUCAAGGAGACGGACCCUGCCCUCCACGAGGUGUUCAAGGGCUCGGAGUCGGUCGCGGAGAGCAACCUCAGCCUCUCUGGAGGCACCAUCGUGAUGGAGGUCAACAAGGCCAACCAGAAACUCGGCGAGAGCGUUUCAUCGGAUCCCUGGCAGCAGGUCCUCGUGGCCAACGCGCAGGUCUUCCUCAAGUCGGAGCAGGUGCAGGCCGCGCGGCAGCUUGCGACCUACAAGGAGUACGAGUUGCUUGGCCGCUUCGGGGACAUCCAGGUGGUCAUCCAGCGGCCGUGCAUCAACGACAGGCUCUGGCGGCCUCACCGUGCGUCCAUCUUGGAGACGCUGGAGGCGCUGGUCAGCGACUGCGGCCCCAGCAUCCUGGAGGAGCUGCUGGAGGUCGACGAUCUGUGA
This is a messenger RNA of Prorocentrum cordatum, 1341 nucleotides long. The record is from the annotation of a GenBank genome assembly. NCBI's taxonomy places the organism in Eukaryota, Dinophyceae, Prorocentrales, Prorocentraceae.